AUGAGUCCAUUGUCUCCACGAUGUUCUUAUAUUCCAAAAGAAAAAUCUCCACAUUCAAUAUCUAGUCUUGAUGCAAAUGAAGUAGAUGAAGUUCGAAAGAAGUUAGAUCAUCUUCAAUCAUUACUAAUACAAGUUAAAAAUCAACUCAAAUGUUCACCCAUCGACGAAGAUGAUGAUGAUAAUAUGAUUGAUGAAAGAAUCUUUCCAAAUACUUCAACUGAAUUGAGUCUUUUACAGACCACUGCAAAGAAUACUGAAGAAAAUGGAGAAAAGAUUGAUGAUUCAUGUGAAAAUUUGCCCAAUUAUGCUACAUUUUCUGUGAAAAAAUCACAUGAACAUGCUGUGAGAAAUUGGUUACUAUCAAAUUUUAUUCAUAUUUAA
Schistosoma guineensis is the source of this 381-nucleotide messenger RNA. The record is from the annotation of a GenBank genome assembly. Lineage: Eukaryota; Metazoa; Platyhelminthes; Trematoda; Strigeidida; Schistosomatidae.